AUGCAUAGGGAGUAUUCCAGGAAAAAGAGGCAAGGAAGUGAGAGCAGCAUGGAACAGCAUAGCAGAACCAAGGGGGCAAAACAGCGGAGAGGAGAAUCCCCAUUUGCUUCUAGUGAUGAUAGUAGAAGUGAAGGGGAAAGGAGAAAAAGGAAAACCGUAAAGAGUAGGUCUUCCUCCUAUGAAUCCGAUGAAGGGGAGAAGAAAAUUUCCACAUCGCAUAGAAAAACUAAACGAGACAAAAGCGGAAGGAUAACUCAAAAGAAAAAGUCGCCACACCGUUCCGAUGAACAUUACACUAGUAGCAGCGCUGCAUCUUCGCCAAGAAGAGGGAAGUCCAGUUCGGAAGGAAGAAUGAGAGGGAGGAGGAAGGCAAAAAUGGACCAGUCCAGCAGUGAGAGCCAAUAUAGUAGCGUUAAUUCAGAGGACAAGUCGUCUCAAGGGCGAAGCCCAAGCACCCCCAGUUUGAGCGCUAGCAGGGCGUCCGUCAGGAGUGGAAGCGGGCGUAGUGAAAUCAAGGGGAGGAACAAAUCGAGCAGCGCUUCGGAAGAGGAUUCUGAUGAAUACGCUCCCCAUGAGAAAAAAAGCAGACAACUGAGGGGAGACAAAAGGGGCAUACGCGGAAAGGAUAAACACAAAUCAAGUGAUGAGGAAAAUCAGAGCAAGGAACUUGAGAAAGAAAACGUGAAAAAGGGAAAUAGGAAAAGGAAGCGACAUCAUAGCAGCGGUAGCAGCAGUAGCAGUGCCAGCCAAAAGUCGGAGGUGAAAAAACGAAUUCGACCUAAUGAAAGGCGAAGCGAAAAGAGGGAAAAUAGGAGAAGCGCGUCCGCCAGUUCGAGGGACACUGACGUGGGGAGGAGUAAAAAGAAGGAUGGGAAAGACCCCAAGAGGGGGAAAAGAAGAAGGGAUAAACGGUCCGAAUCAUUCAGCUCGGGAAGCGUACACGGGGGGGAAAGUCAGGAUUCGUCGUGGCGGAGUCGUCACUCUGGGGAUGGGACAAGCAGCAGCGGAGGUUCCUCGGGUAGGGCAAGAAGGAAGAGGGGGAAAGGCACCAGUAGCAGCCAAAGCGGUGAUAGUAGUGAUAGCAUUGAUAGCAGCCAAUGCAGUCCUAGCAGCUCCGAUGAAGGGAAGAAACGGAAGAAGGUGCCCAAACUGAAUCGCAGAAAGGUGCGUCAGGUGGAAAAACCGCACGACAUAGAUGAUGCGUAUGACCCCUUCGCGGAGGACGAACACGCGAACCUCCAAAUUAACGAAGAGCUAAUCGAAUACGCGAAGCAGAAAAUCGCAAACGUCACGACGGAGGAUAUAGGAAGGGCGGGAGGAGUUUAUAUACCGCCGUUCAAAUUGGAGAGGCUAAAAAAAGAAGUCACGAAUAAGAAAAGCGCCCUGUAUCAAAAGCAAGAAUGGAUGAAGUUAAAAAAAAAAAUAAACAACAUAGUGAAUAAGGUGAACGUAGACAACAUAGGAGACGUCUGUUAUGAGCUGUUCGAAUGUAACUUGAUCAGAGGAAAGGGAAUAUUCAGUCGUGCACUGAUCCAUGCUCAGCUAAGCUCCCCAUCAUUUACCCACGUCUUUGCAGCGUUGCUCUGCAUUAUCAAUUCAAAGUUUCCAACCAUAGGGUUACUGACCAUACAGAGAAUUAUCCUCCAUUUUAGGAGGUCCUACAAAAGGAACGACAAAAUCGUCUGCCUCAAUAGUGUAAAAUUUAUUGCUCAUAUGAUUAACCAGAGGGUUAUUCACGAGAUUGUAGGUCUUCAGCUAUGUUCUAUUCUUUUGCAAAAUAUAACAAACGAUUCCGUGCAGGUGUGUACGUAUUUCCUAGCGGAGGUCGGUCAGCUAUAUAUGAACAUAUGUCGAAAAGGUAUAGACAUAAUUUUUGACCGACUAAAGGAUAUCAUACAGGAGGGGAAGAUUAACAUAAAAACGCAAUACGAUAUAGAGAAGCUGUGGACUUAUAGGAAAAAUUAUUUUCGUGAAUUUCCAACCAUCCUGGAAGAUCUUGACCUGAUCGAUGAGGAGGAGAAAAUUGUGCACGAAAUUGACCUCCUGGAUGAGACCUUUGAAAAUCAGGAGGAGCUGAACAUCUUUAGGGAAGUGCCCCCCGAGCAGUACGAGGAGGAGAAUAUCGAGUGGGACAAUAUUGCGAAAGAGUUGUUACACGGGGAUGCCUCUGGCGGGGGGAGAAACAAAAUUAGCGGAAGUGACGAAAGCCACAGUGCCAGCUCACCUAGCGACCAGAGCAGCACAGAUUCAGAAAAUGAGCAACGCGGGGCGAGCUCCCACAGUGACAGCAGCGAUGGAAAAAGUGACGAUGAAAAUGGCGCUGGUGAAGAAGAAGAUGACGACCAGGCCAAAGAAGAAAUAACAGACAUGACGGAGCAGUACCUAAUCAAUCUGAGGAAGAAUGUCUACCUGUCAAUUAUGUCCUCCCUCAGUUUCGAAGAAUGCGUCCACAAGUUACUAAAAUUGAACAUAAAAAAAGGAUACGAAAUAGAAAUUUGCAAUAUGCUUAUCGACUGCUGCUGCAUGGAAAAAACUUUCCAAAAAUUCUAUGCCCUCCAGGCAGAAAGGUUAUGUAAGCUCAAAAGUAUCUAUCAGGAGAAUUUUGAAAAGUGUUUCCAGAAUUCAUAUAAUACUGCCCACAGAUUGGAGACAGCCAAAUUGAGAAACUGCGCAAAAUUAUUUGCUCAUUUGCUCUACACGGAUGCUAUAUCAUGGAACAUUUUCCUUAACAUAAAGUUGUCUGAGGAGGACACUACAUCGUCUACUAGAAUUUUCCUCAAAAUUCUGUUGCAGGAGUUGACUAACAAUUUAGGCAUGCAGGCGUUUUAUCAUAAAAUUAAUCACCCGGCCAUUUCGCCCUUCAUGAGUGGGUUAUUCCCCACAGACAAUGCACAGGAUAUGCGCUUUUGCGUGAAUUUCUUCACCGCCAUCGGGUUGGGCGCCCUCACCGCUUCGAUGAGGAAGUUGCUUCAGGGGUGA
This is a messenger RNA of Plasmodium coatneyi, 2979 nucleotides long. RefSeq lists its product as uncharacterized. Gene Ontology annotation, cellular component: catalytic step 2 spliceosome. Gene Ontology annotation, biological process: mRNA splicing, via spliceosome. The transcript has a single exon. NCBI's taxonomy places the organism in Eukaryota, Apicomplexa, Aconoidasida, Haemosporida, Plasmodiidae. Bases 1 to 2979 code for a protein of 992 amino acids. The record is from RefSeq and is a predicted model, not a curated record. Gene Ontology annotation, molecular function: RNA binding; protein binding.